Molecule: messenger RNA, 1998 nt
Organism: Verruconis gallopava
Lineage: Eukaryota; Fungi; Ascomycota; Dothideomycetes; Venturiales; Sympoventuriaceae
Exons: 6
Coding region: 1-1998 (665 amino acids)
Biological process (GO): urea transmembrane transport
Cellular component (GO): plasma membrane
Molecular function (GO): urea transmembrane transporter activity
Source: RefSeq, a predicted model, not a curated record
AUGGAGGCGGUGCUUAGUCCCCCGUUGAGUCAAGGCGUUGCCUACGGUAUCGUACUUGGCUUUGGAAUUGUAUUUGCUUUGACGAUGAACCUUAUCACGUGGAUAUCGCGUAAAUAUCUUCAUGAAUCCUCCGAUACAACCAUGCUGAUGACUGCGAAAAAAACAGUCAAAACUGGACUGGUUGCCUCGGCUGUCGUUUCAUCUUGGUGUUACGCCGCUACAAUUUUAAAUUCUGUUAGAUUGACGUAUAUAUUUGGUUUCCCGGGAUUGUGGUGGUUCGUCAGUGGUGCUACAUGCCAGAUUGUGCUAUAUGCAGUCAUUGCAAUCGAGCUGAAGCGACGCGCACCUCGUGCUGACACUAUCCUGCAUGCCUUGCGGAUUCGAUUCGGAACGGUGACACACAUCAUAUUCUUUGUUUACGGAGUAUCUGUACAGAUCCUUAUCACAGCAGCACUGUUACUUGGCGGAUCGGCAGCAUUUAACGUCACUACAGGCGCUAAUACAAUAGCCAUGAAUUAUCUUAUCCCUACUGGGGUUGUCAUCUACACUUAUCUCGGCGGGCUAAAGUCUACCUUUCUAUCUGAUUAUAUUCACACGGUUAUAAUUUUCGUUAUUCUCCUUAUCACCAUGUUUUCCGUGAUGAGUCCAGCAAGUAGUGUUCCUGUACUUGGCUCUCCAGGGAAACUAUGGGAACUUUUACAAACAGCCGCCGUUGACCAUCCCGCGGUCGGUACCAAGAAUGGAGAAUAUCUUACAAUGGAAUCAAGCCAGGCCGUUUUGCUCGCCGCUGUCAUUCUUGUGUCUGGAUUUGGCUCUGUCUUCGUAGAUCCAUCAUAUGGCCAGAAGGCCAUUGCUGGGGAGCCUUUCGCGGUUGUGAAGGGCUAUAUGUACGGAGGCUUCGCAUGGUUUGCGAUUCCUCUUGGUUUAUGCGCCACGAUGUCCUUUGUCGCGGUGGCACUGCAAGACUCAUCCUACUGGCCAGUGGAAGGCGGCAUCACCGCGUAUCAAAUCAACAAUGCUCUGAUACUUCCGCUCGCCGCUCAGGCUGUGAUGGGGAAGGGAGGUGCAGUUGCUGUCAUUUCAAUGGUUUUUAUGGCGGUCACUUCUUCAUUUUCCGCCGAAAUCGUCGCACAUGCAUCCAUUGUUACUUUUGACAUUUAUCAGCCUUACAUAAACCCUAAAGCUGACGACAAGAAGCUUAAAGUCGUAUCACACGCCAGUCUAAUAUUUUUCUCAAUCUUUUCAGCGUCAUUCUCUACUGCGCUGAAUGCGUCAGGAAUCAGUAUGGGCUGGAUCCUCGAAUUUGUCGGUGUAGUCCUCGGCGCUGCGGUUGUGCCCAUUACUUUGGCCAUCACCAAUUCACACGUAACUUCACGCUAUAUGACUAUUGCGGCGCCAACAGGGACCAUCACCGGACUUGCAGCAUGGCUAGGAGUAUCAAAGGGUAUUUUUGGUGUUGUCGAUAUCAAUUCGACUUACGAGAACUGGAGCAUGUUUGCGGGAUGUGCCACAAGUUUAUGUGUGCCAACGAUCAUAUGGGUCUCCAUGAGGCCUUUCAUGGCAGAACCAUAUGAUUGGGAUCGUUUAUUCCGCAUGGAUUCAAUUGAGCCGCGAGCAGGUGAUGUGGUCUACGAGCAUGGCGACGUGAGCGACUUGGGCCACGACUGGGAUCCAAUAGCAUUACGAGCAGCUGGGGCUCGAGCGAAGUGGGUUUCAGCGAUCCUCUGCCUCAUUUUUUUGGUUAUUAUUCCGUUUUCUCUUUACGGUAGUGGUUAUGUAUUCUCCCGUGGUUUCUUUACUGGCUGGACAGUUAUUGUGUUCUUGUGGUCUUGGGUCGCAGCAUUUCUGAUUUGGUGCAUGCCUGUCUGGCAAAGCAGGCAUCAAUUGUGGACUGUCGUCCUUCGUCUCUUCCAAUUGAAAAAAAGAACGGAAGAGACUCUAUACAAAAGUGAACCAGCGGACCAUGUCCAGGUCACGGACAUUAAGCUUAAAAAAUGA